This is a messenger RNA of Trypanosoma grayi, 912 nucleotides long. RefSeq lists its product as hypothetical. The record is from RefSeq and is a predicted model, not a curated record. Lineage: Eukaryota; Euglenozoa; Kinetoplastea; Trypanosomatida; Trypanosomatidae. Bases 1 to 912 code for a protein of 303 amino acids. The transcript has a single exon.
AUGUCAAGUGAUCGGAACGAAACGAGCGGCCAUGUGGAGCUCGUCACUCUGACGUACACCGGCCCUGUCCCUAAGCCGCACCCGCCAUGUGAUCUACCCACACCGGACGAGCAAUUUCGCCAGUACAGAGCGCAGAAGCAUCAACAAUUGGACGAGCGCGAGGAGAAACAACAGCAGAAGUCUGCGACAGAAAACACAACAUCGCAAUCUGAGAGCGCCCCUCCUGCGUCUGAUGUCGCUGGUUUCUUUUCUAGUGCCGCUUCGAACUUCCGCAACAUUGCGCAGCAAGUGGCACUAAAAGUGGAGCGCGCGAGCGCUGAAGUGACAGAAGCCACCGAAAAGGGAGUGCGGCAGCUUGAGCGGCAGCUUAAUCUUGACCGCUUCAAAUCCAACUUCCCGGAGCUGAGUGCAAUGGGUGAAGUGCUGUUGGCCGACUACGCGUGUGCCGCAAUGCACGCCGGGCUGCGCGUCAAUGGGCACCUGCACAUCACCAAGAAUUACCUCUGCUUCAGUGCUCAGACUUCCUCCGCGCUCGCCCAGGCAACCAGUGCGGUGCUGAAGGAAACAGGUCUUUCUAAUGAGAAGAACGCACCUGUCAGCAUUCACCAGAUCAUACCUUUCACUGAAAUCGCCAGCAUUCAACUGUCUGUCGCCCUUGACACAGUAGACCAGGGACCGCCGUUUUUCCUCCCACUGCCAGCGCCGAACGUGCUGUGCACGAGCUUGCAGUUGUACACGACAAAACAACAGCUGUUCCAAUUCCUUGGAUUCGAAAGCAUUGCGGCAACUGCAGGGGCUGCUCUCUCGGAUGCUGUGAAGGGUAAUUCCAUUGAUCGCGCGUACAACUACCUGGACCAUGCGUGGCGGGCUGCAACUACUGUGCCACUUCAGGGUGUGAAGUACGCUAAUUGA